Messenger RNA from Phytophthora infestans T30-4, 648 nucleotides. RefSeq lists its product as uncharacterized. Bases 13 to 648 code for a protein of 211 amino acids. Gene Ontology annotation, biological process: autophagy of mitochondrion. Lineage: Eukaryota; Oomycota; Peronosporomycetes; Peronosporales; Peronosporaceae. The record is from RefSeq and is a predicted model, not a curated record. Gene Ontology annotation, cellular component: mitochondrial outer membrane. The transcript is spliced from 3 exons.
CCUGUCAUUAAUAUGCUGCGCGGUCUUAUCAGCGGCACGCCGACGCGUACGCGCGUGAUCCAGCAGGCUCGUCGCUUCAGCCAGACCCCCACCGCCCCGCUGCUCAAGGUGCACACGAAGGCGGCGCGUCCCAGUGCCGUAAUUGCCUUCAGAGGUCUAGAGCUGGGAGAAACGCAGCGUACGUGGCGCCAAGCAGCUAAUGGCAAUGUACUGAGUUACUGGAAGUCCGCGGCCUUGGCAGCCACAGCGUGUGGCACCCUGGCGCUCCAGCCUACCGCUUGUGAGUCCAAUAAGAGCAACGAUAAGGACGAAGAUCCCGUGGAAAAGGCCAAGAAAAUGGUACAGGACGCAUCCACUAUCGUUAUUGCCAAGCUCGCGGAGCUGCUACCAGAGGAUUACAGUAAUCUGCAGAAGAAAAUGGACGAGUUCCUGGUCUCUGGCAAAGCUGGGCAGAUCACCUGGGGUUUCUGUAUGGGCGCGUGUUCUGGCUUUGCUUUAAAGAAAGUAUCCAAGUUGGGGGCUGUGGCGAUUGGGUCGAUGUUCGUACUAUUGCAAUGUGCGAGUUACUCUGGAUACGUGGACGUCGACUACAAGAAACUGGAGCGGGAUUUCAAGAGCUAUCUUGAUAUUAACAAGAUGAGAGACUGA